AUGGCUGGGGAUUACGCUCUAACUGUGAAGUUUUAUGACAAUGACGAAGUCUUCAAGAAAACAAGCACGCUUUCAUUGGCAGCUCCACCCGUUCUGAUUGGAUCCACUCUCACUUGUAAUGUCCCUCAACUUCAAAAAACGCUUCAAAGUACUUUAGCAUCAGUUCUUGACGGAACGAAGCUUUCCCAAGUUUAUUCUGUACUAGAACGCCAAAUUGAGGGCACGGAAAUAAGCGGAUCUGUGGAAUAUAAUCCAGGCAUUCCAAGAGGCAGCGUCAGGGCUUAUCUAAUUCGGUAUCCCAGACACAGAAGUUACCCUAAUUUUGUUCCAUGCAAAUCUCACUAUAAAUCAAAUGUGAUCGAAUUCGGUUGCCUACCAAGUAUAGAAGACGUUGGUUUGGUAAUUAUGGCUUUUAACGCAUUGAAUUCGUCCCAUACAACUGAUCAAGCUGAAGUACAUCUCAAAGAGUGGAUAAUAAGGCGAUUUGCGCCCUGGCUACUUAAAAUACCUCCCACUAACUUGAAAUUAUUUUCCAGGGACUUAGGAGCAGAUUACCGAGUAACCCCUCUGAAGAUAGGCUGGCCAGCCGUUGUUCAUAUUGGCCAAAAAAUUCGCAUGUUUUGCCCAUUGGAUGUGUUAGUGUCACCUGACGGAAUUGAAUGCAAGAAAACGAAAUCCCUCGGCUCAAUUAGUGCAGAGCCAUUGCCGGUUGGAUUUUGGAUAGAAGCAAAAAGUGGACAGAAGUUUUUCAACUUACGAAAAAAUGCUGCAGAGUUGACUGAUAGCGGAAUCUAUGAGUGCACUGUCAAGGUUGGUGCAGUUCGUCUACAAGUCUGUACAGACAGACGUCUUACUGUCAUUGCUGACUCAAUAAACGUUCAAACCUUUAUCUACGAUAAAGUAGUGCCGGCCAAAGCAAUAAAAGUAGGCGAUGUUCACAAUCAGUACACCGAAUCACUGGAUCCCUAUUUCAUGACCAAGCAAGUCGGCUACAUUGUUUGUUGGACCACCACUGAAGUCGGCUUUAAUUUUUCCAUGUCUCUCAGUCUUACUAGAGAAGAGCCAAAACCUAGAUGGGAUUUUCCUUUUAAGCUUGUGCGUACCUUAAAUUUACGAGAGGGUAUGCACCGAAUGCAAAAAUUCAAAUUUUAUCAGUGCGGUGGGUAUGGUAAAGCAGAAUAUGGGGGAAAGCUGAAAGCUACCUGUUCGGUAACAUCUAAGGCUGAAAAGAAGGAUGUUCCAGCCUGGAUAAAAGAUGAAAAUGACCUAAAAGAUAAUUUUGAGUUAGGCCACAUUGCUUCGAAUACUCGAGACAUUCUAGUUUUCCAUGCUGUGGAAGGGGAUCUCUCCUUCUAUGGUAGUGUUCGUCACCUACAGGAAUAUCCUGUGCCAUUAGGCACCAGCAUUCGGUGCACUGGAGCUAAGGGCUUUCCUCCACCUACCUAUCAGUGGACAAAAGUUGAUCCCAGCCGACUACUAUCCCUCAAUUCUUCCACUUAUUUCAAUCUUGCUGGCACUCCAAACGUCUUUCUCGAUAGUCCAGAUGCAUUUCCGAAUUCUGCAUUCCAAGGUGACCGGCUAGAAGUUCCUAAUGACGCCAGGUACAGGGGAAUGAGCUUCCUCUUUCAAUGCAGUGCUUUUAAUGAGUUAGUAGGGAAGACGUACCGAAUUGAACGCCUCCUCUUUCUAACUAUUUGUCUUUGUGAACACCGUUUCGUAUCACUUGACCUAUCUCUCAUUUACUCACCCCAAAUGGUCGCAGGGCAUACAUUGCUAGAUCCCCAUGAUGCUGAAAGUAGUUUGGAUUUCUAUGGCCAACGCUAUGUCCACUUAUUGCAACAGAUCAUUCUCGGACUCGCUCAUGGAGCCGAUUAUGUACGAAUAAGUACGAAUCCGACCACUAUAUUAAACAAGGUCUUAAAAAGGGCUUCACUAUAUGCUGGUCCGAAGUCAUUAACUCACGGACUUUCGCGUUUUCAGCUUGCUGAAGGUCUGUUUUCAAAAUCUGUCAGACCUCAGCCAAUCUAUCACGCAAAUAAUGACUCAUGUCCUCGGAAAAUCCCCGUAGAUCUUACCGAGGGUUUCCUUUCUGUGGACAAAAACGUUCUUAAUACAAGAGAGGAUGGUUUGCAAGUCCAUCGUCCACACGCCGUUGUACUUCCGCAGGAUCGCUGGGAUAAAGGCGAUGUAGCUGGAUUUAUGCGGCUCAUGAAAAUGAAGUAUGUUCAUGUCAUUAGUGUUUAUUUUGCAAGUCCAUCUGGCUGGGCGAAAGGAAGUCCCGACUGCUCGGUUCAGCUUACCAAUGGUGAUGUUUUCGGUGAAAAGUGUUCGGACCAUUCCACCAAGCAUCAAGCCACUUUCAUUAAACGCCUUCCUCUCUUCGACGCGAUUUGUAACCUUUCACAACCGGCGGAUGUAUACAACAAAAGUUUUGUAGGAUUUGGCUUCUUAUCUCAUCUACGAAGCUUUAUGUUCGAAGGUGAAAGCAUCACUUUCUUUACCGUUAUUCGAGUAAGCCCUUUCGACAAGGAACAAAGACAUUUGAGAGUGUGUUUCAUAGAUCAGACUGCAGCAGCCAGCAUUAUAAAGGGUUUUGAAAACCAGAAAUACUUUGACUCUAAAUGCAAAAAAGUACUAGCAGAUUCGGCAUCCAGUGGAUCUGGAUCCACAUGCCUCAGUAUGUCACGAAGCAUAAAACUGGACGCUUCUCUCGAUGGCGAUGCCAUCCUUGCCUAUGAACGAGGUGUUGAUACAAUUUUGCUUUUAAUCAGUAAUGAAUUUGUUUCGCUGCACGUAGGAGUUUGUUUAUUUUUUCUUGUUUGCCUAAAAAAACUUCAUGUACUAGUUAUUUUCUCAUUGAAGAAGCGCAUAAUAUCUAAAAAUUCACAAUCAGGCUCUAUAACAAUUGAUAUCAGACUCAACCAAGGGGGUUUGAAGGCACCAUAUCUUCUGAUAAAUCAGUUGGCUCAAAAGGCCAACGAUUCGGCCGAAUUUGAAUGUGUCAUUGAGAUGACAAGAAUUAACUACCAAAUUGAUCUCGUCUACUGGUCUAACAGGGGAGGCAAUGUAAACACAACAACACCUUGCCGAUUCACCACUUGGGAAAAUGGGGGCUGUGGAAGCUCCAGUAAUACUCAUUUAACCACCCAUCCAAAAGCUGCCUUUGCAAAAUGUAGUCUUUCGUACGUACCUAAAGGGAAUGUCUACAAUCGUGCUAUAGAAUACACCAUUCCUCUGGUCACCAUUAAGCACUUUGACGCAUUUGUAUUUUGCGAAACCCUACCAUCGUGGGAAAUGGAUGAAGACAAUCGUCUUCUUAGUGAUCCUAUCGACAAUCUUUUCCCAGUUAAACCGACUCUGACGAACAUAAACAUUGGCUACUACGAGUGGAUAUGUGAAGUUAUUGCCUAUCCACCACCGACGAACUUUAACUGGCGUAUAAAGGAAGCACAUCCGUGGAAUUUUCGCUUGGGGCUAAAUAGGAUAUCCUUCUAUAAAAAUCCUGUCAAUUCCACCCGUGCGUCCAUCCUCUCCAAAUCAAAGCCAGGAUUUUUCCCGAAAAAGUUUAUCCCAAAAGAAGAAACAUCGCCAUAUUACUUCGCUUUGUCUCGAGCAGCCCCGUCAUUCUGGCAAGUAGGGGCAUGGGGUGUGGCUAAAUUGGAGUGUGAGGUUUCCAACGGCGGGAACGAUAGCGCAGUGAAGGAGGCACACGUCAAUUAUGCCUCCGGUAACUCAAAUGGACGUUGGGCUGUGCCAGGUUCGCUUUAUCCGAGGUUGGGAAUGAUAAACAUAAGUGAGCCGUGGGCUAUUGAAUGUCCGAUUAUGGAAAACAAGGAUUCCAAGGAGAUACACAGCUUGUAUGUACUCGGGAAGGUCACAUUUGCAGCAGAGCCUAUAGAGCUACCCCUGUUUCAUGUAAGCUUCCAGAUGCAAAAGGAGGGGAGCAAAGCAUAUUAUUUCAUUCAGCACUUCAAGCCGAUUGGGUGGUGGAGCAGUAUCCCUCUGGAUGAAUUCAAAGUGGAAAGUGUUGACGAUAAUCAAGGUCAUAAAGCUGUGAGGAUUCAAAUAUCUCGUGCCUUGGUAAGUCUUGCAAUUUAUGCUGAGUUUAAUGAUAAAACAAAUUGUUGA
This is a messenger RNA of Echinococcus granulosus, 4128 nucleotides long. RefSeq lists its product as hypothetical. The coding region runs from base 1 to 4128 and encodes 1375 amino acids. Lineage: Eukaryota; Metazoa; Platyhelminthes; Cestoda; Cyclophyllidea; Taeniidae. The record is from RefSeq and is a predicted model, not a curated record. The transcript is spliced from 5 exons.